Messenger RNA from Cottoperca gobio, 1845 nucleotides. Its product is annotated as tripartite motif-containing protein 35-like. Gene Ontology annotation, molecular function: zinc ion binding. The record is from RefSeq and is a predicted model, not a curated record. NCBI's taxonomy places the organism in Eukaryota, Metazoa, Chordata, Actinopteri, Perciformes, Bovichtidae.
AUGUUUCAGCAGCAGUUGGUGGUGAGCGAGCAGCAGAUGCCUCGCCAUCCGACGGCGAUUAAUCCUCCCACCGGUCGUCAGUCCGCAGCCCGGAGCCUCGCUGCCAUCAACACAGGCGGCGGGCGGCGGGAACACACGGACGAGGUGAAGGUGGGACGGAGGAGCGGGAUGGCUGCUCCACCGGAGGGACGAACCAUUGACCAGCCCGGCCCGACGGCCGGAGACAUAUUUGGACAUUAUCGAGGGCACGCCGGCUGCGUGCGGGUGGCUAAGGGAGGAGCCAUCGUCCUCUCGACACAUCCGGGCACCAACUCGGCAGAGGACGUCGUUGAGCAGUAUGGCCCUCCACGGCCGAUUGGCUCCAGUGCCACCACCCCAUCGGCCGCAGCCGUCCUCGUGGAGGACCAUCUUUCCAUUCCCUGGCGGAUCAUGACCGAGGAAGCUCGACCGCUAAGCAUCUCAGCAGAACAUGCCAGCCCCAGCCCCACGGAGGAGGUUCAACCACCAACAACCCUUCCACUGAGAGAGGAGCUGCAGGAGGAAUACUGGAAUAACUUCCACUUCAAGCAGCUGCUGAACCCAAACCCUGAACCAGAGUUUUACAAAAGGAAGACCUCUGCUGUUCUGUCUGCCAUGAAGUCUUUAAAGAUCCUGUUCUCCUGUCAUGCAGCCACAGCUUCUGUAAAGGCUGUCUGCAGAGCUGGUGGACGGGGAAACAAACACGAGAGAGAUCAGAGAGCUUCAGAGGAUCUCUGCAGUCUGCACGCUGAGAAACUCAAACUCUUCUGUCUGGACCAUCAGCAGCCAGUGUGUGUCGUCUGCAGAGAUUCAGAGAAACACAGCGACCACAGAUUCAGACCCAUCGAUGAAGCUGCACGACAACACAAGAAGGAACUUCAGGAAACUCUGCAGCCCUUAAAGGAGAAGUUAGAGGCUUUAGAAGAAGUUAAAGUGAAGUCUGAUCAAACAGCAGGACACAUGAAGGUCCAGGCCCGACGCACAGAGACGCAGGUUAAGGAGCAGUUUAAGAAGCUGCACCAGUUUUUAGAAGAGGAAGAGGAGGCCAGGAUGGCUGCUCUGAGGGAGGAAGAGGAGCAGAAGAGUGUGAUGAUGAAGGAGAAGAUGGAGGCUCUGAGCAGAGAGAUAGCAGCUCUUUCACACACAGUCAGAACCACAGAGGAGCAGCUGAGAGCUGAAGACGUCUCAUUCCUGCACAGCUACAGGACUGCAGUGCAGAGAGUCCAGCUGCAGCGCCCCCUGCUGGAGGCUCCACAGCUGCUCUCAGGAGCCCUGAUAGACCAGGCCAAACACCUGGGCAACCUCACCUUCAACAUCUGGAACAAGAUGAAGGAGAUGGUCUCCUACUCUCCUCUGAUUCUGGACCCAAACACUUCUGGUCUAGGACUCAUCCUGUCUGAAGAUCUGACCAGUGUGAGAACAGAACAGAGACAGCAGCUUCCUGAUAAUCCAGAGAGGCUUGAGAGUGACUGCUCUGUCCUGAGCUCUGAGGGCUUUAACUCAGGGACUCACAGCUGGGACGUCCAGGUUGGAGACAGUACAGACUGGGAACUGGGUUUGUUAGCAGAGUCCAGAGGAAGGGAGAUUUACGAUCUAGAUUAUGGAGAAUAUGAUCUCUCAGUGCAGAAGAAGCUCCAGAGGAUCAGAGUGAAUCUGGACUGGAACAGAGGAAAGUUGUCGUUCUCUGAUGCUGACACUAACACACACAUACACACCUUCACACACACUUUCACUGACAGGAUGUUUCCAUUUAUUAACACUUGGGAAGAACUCCCACUGAAGGUUUUACCAGUGAAGUUGUGUGUGACUGUAGAACAGCACAAAUAG